AUGCCACGCGAUCAGACAGGGGAGACGCGGGCGGCCCUGAAAUUCACGAAGAUCUGCCAGUACUGGCAGAAGAAAGGGAGAUGCCAUCUCGGUGACACGUGCACCUAUGCACAUUCCUGGUCCGACCUCCGCGAGCAGCCAAACUUGGCUGCGACGGCGCUUUGUACCAAGUUCAAGCGCAAGGGAUACUGCGCAAAGGGCGCUGCCUGCAGGUUUGCUCACGGUCAAUCUGAGCUCCGACGCUUACCUGACACGAGGGAGAUCUCCCACGUAGGCCUGCAGAAAGAGGAGACGAAGCCGAGCCCUGUCCUGUGGCACCACGAGACCAGGGCCCAGCCUAUAGCAUCGGCCCUUCUCGCUUCGAGCCCUGUGUUUGCUGCUAUACAACUGGACACAGCCCGUGACAGCCAUGCCCCAGCCUUGCCGCAGAACUCGCUGGACUUUGGCUCCAGUGUGGCUCCUUCGCCUGUGGGUCUUGACACAGAGCUGGUAGGGCAGAACGAGUUCCUCAUCGGACAGGCCUUGAUGCGGGAUCUCAUGCGUGACGGUCCCGAUCAGAAUUCUGCCCCUCGGAAUGGCCCCUCGGUCCCACGCGCCGGUGUGCCCGUGGCCCCGAGGUGCCACGAGAUGGCACAUCCAAGAGUCGUGAGCUACGUGGGGCAGCCUUUUGCACCGAUCUAA
Messenger RNA from Symbiodinium necroappetens, 681 nucleotides. Lineage: Eukaryota; Dinophyceae; Suessiales; Symbiodiniaceae. The record is from the annotation of a GenBank genome assembly.